GCCAUUACCUCUCUGCUUCAUCCUCAGGUUCCUCAUCUGUGAAAUGGGCAUAAAGAAACCUCCUAACUUUACCGCGGAGGGGACCGAGUGCGAAACUAGAGGCAAAGCCCCCAGCACGUGGCACACACUCGUUCAAGGAUUUCUUACGACCUGACACCCUGUAUUUCACUUGAUUGUGGUCUGUCUCUCCCACUGCAUGUGAGCAUGGUGAACGCAGGCCGUCGCUGACUGUUCCUGGCGCCUGCUGUGGGGCUUGGUAGUUUGUCCUCGAAGGACAGCAAGAAAUUCUGUCUUCAAUGGCUUCAUUGGUGGCUUAUGAUGACUCGGAGUCAGAGGCUGAGACUGAGUCCGUGGGAAGUAUUCAUGCUGUCAGCCAGAUGAAAGACACCUCUGAUGUGGUCAAACCUCCUGGGCAGGAUUUUGCAUGUGAAGCCCCAGGUAUGACGGAAGGGGCAGCACUGCCCACAAAGCAUGGUUCUUGUGAAGACCCUGCUGGCCAUUGUCUCCCACUGGUUCGGCUCUGGAGAAGUGACCCAGGAUCUUGUCCCAGCCAGAGGCUACAGUGGCCCCGGACAGAGCCUGAUGUCACCUUCCCCACAGAUAAGCCUCCUCGACCUUCCUUGUGGACCAGCCACACUCCAGCUGGUCAUGUGCCCCUGGCAGCUGCCCGCUUUAGGCAGGUGAAACUCUCCUUGGGAACUUACAACUCCCCUGAACCAUCCUUCUGUGCCCAAACCAAAUCUGAAACCCCAGGUAAAAAUGGCAACUCCCUUCAGAGGAAAAGGUGUGAGGACUGUAUCGUGCCCUACACCCCGAAAAGACUACGACAGUCGCAGGCAUUAAGCACAGAAACUGGCAAGAGUAAAGAUGUGGAGGCCCAGGGUCCACCUGCAGGGCGUGCCCCGGCCCCUCUCUGUGUGGCCCCCAGAGUGUCCGAGUUUAUUCAGCCAUAUUUGGACAGUCAGUAUAAAGAAACCACGAUUCCCAGGAAAGUGCUCUUCCACCUGAGAAGCCACAGGGGCCCUGUCAACAGCAUUCAGUGGUGUCCGGUCUUUGCUAAGAGUCACAUGCUUCUCUCAGUUUCCAUGGAUAAAACCUUCAAGGUGUGGAAUGCCGUGGACUCGGGCCGCUGCUUGCAGACCUACUCCCUGCACAGCGAGGCGGUGCGGGCUGCCCGCUGGUCUCCCUGUGGCCGGCGCAUCCUCAGCGGUGGCUUCGACUUCGCCCUACACCUAACAGACCUUGAAACAGGAACCCAGCUCUUCAGUGGUCAGAGUGACUUCAGGAUCACUACCUUGAAAUUUCAUCCAAAAGACCACAGCCUUUUUGUGUGUGGAGGCUUCCACCCUGAAGUCAAAGCUUGGGAUAUAAGGACCGGCAAGGUGGUGAGAAGCUACAAGGCGACCAUCCAGCAGACCUUGGACAUCCUCUUCCUCCAGGAAGGCUCUGAGUUUCUGAGCAGCACAGAUGCUUCGAGCCGGGACUCUGCUGACCGCACCAUUAUUGCCUGGGAUUUCCGGAGCUCUGCCAAAAUCUCCAACCAGAUUUUCCACGAGAGAUACACCUGCCCCAGUCUCACCUUACACCCCCGGGAGCCUGUGUUCCUGGCGCAGACCAAUGGCAACUACCUGGCUCUCUUUUCCGCUGUGUGGCCCUACCGGAUGAGCAGGAGGCGGCGUUACGAGGGGCACAAGGUGGAGGGCUACUCGGUGGGCUGCGAGUGCUCCCCGGACGGUGACCUGCUGGUGACGGGCAGUGCCGACGGCCGGGUCCUGCUGUACAGCUUCCGCACCGCCAGCCGGGCGCGCACGCUGCCAGGGCAUGCCCAGGCUUGUGUGGGCACCGCCUUCCACCCCGUGCUGCCCUCUGUCCUCGCCACCUGCUCCUGGGAGGGUGACAUUAAGAUCUGGCACUGAGCCUCCUCGUUCAGAGCCUCCAGAUGCCGGCCGGCCCUGGGCUCCCAUUCCUCCUUGGGGUGGGUGGGUGUGAGGAAGCACUGAGGUUGCCUCUGAUCAAAGCUGGGUGGAGGCUGCCUCCACCACACUCUGAGCCUCAGUUUCCACAUCUGUAAAAUGGGGACAGAGAUCUGUUUGCCUCAGGGUGGUGAGGACCGCAUUAGCGGAAGUGCCUGGCAGGUUGUUGGUGGUGCUCAAUAAACAUGAGUGUUUUGCUAUUUCUUAGGUUAUUUUAGCGACACAUAUGUGUUGACAGCUUCCUUGCACCUGCCCCCUCCCAGGCCUUCUGGGGCUCCAAGACAGACCAGUGGGAGCUUGAGAUGGGGCAGCCCCCCUCUGCUGAUCCUGCCGAUGGACCCAACUCCCGGGGCCGUGAGGGGCCUGUGGGGGCUCUGGGUCUGAGAGCUGCCCUCAGGAGCUCCAUGUGGGAGCAUGGCAGUCCCCAGCAGUGUCGUGGGGCCCAGGCUGCCUCCCUUUCCCCACCAAGCAUGGCCCAGGAAGUCCCACUGCCUAUAGGGU
This is a messenger RNA of Zalophus californianus (California sea lion), 2474 nucleotides long. It is a transcript of the gene WDR25, whose product is annotated as WD repeat domain 25. The record is from RefSeq and is a predicted model, not a curated record. NCBI's taxonomy places the organism in Eukaryota, Metazoa, Chordata, Mammalia, Carnivora, Otariidae. The transcript has 8 exons. Gene Ontology annotation, molecular function: protein binding. The coding region runs from base 297 to 1916 and encodes 539 amino acids.